Polistes dominula (European paper wasp) is the source of this 1032-nucleotide messenger RNA. RefSeq lists its product as uncharacterized. Lineage: Eukaryota; Metazoa; Arthropoda; Insecta; Hymenoptera; Vespidae. The record is from RefSeq and is a predicted model, not a curated record. Gene Ontology annotation, molecular function: protein binding.
AUCACUGAUGCUGCCGGCUAGCGUCCCUAGCAGGAGAUGCGCGCUGAUGUUCGUGGUGCCGCCUUUCAUUCCUAGCGGAAAGUAGUUGAGACGCUACAGAUGUAUGAUAAAUUCAUGGAAAAUCAAAUUCAUGAAGAAUUAAUUAUAAAAGAAGAAGAAAACGAAGAAGAAGAAUAUGAAUCUUCAGGAAGUAAAAAAGAAGGAACGACAAGAGAUAAUACUGAAACAGCAAUAGGUAUACGACCAAGACCUUUGAUAUACAAACCAGAUAAUGUGAGCAUAGGGUGUAGGUCAGAACCAAUAGAAAGGAAGUGGCAUUGGGCACCGGGUGCAUGGCAGGAUGCAACCAGAACUAGUGCAUUUCAACCGUAUAAGCCACCAACUUUGUUAACUAACUUGCAAAGAGGUAAUACGCGUACAAAAAUACCUCAACUCUAUGGAAGAACAGAUAUUACAUUUCAUACAUUAGCUGGUCAAGGAGAACUUACUCCUGAAAUCAUACAACCAGGAUCGGUAGAUCUUACAGAUGAAAAAGGUUUAACGGGUCUUAUGUGGGCUGCAGGAUAUGGACAAUUAGGUAGCGCAAGGCAAUUGUUAAAAGCUGGCGCAAACAAAAAUUAUCGUGGUCAUAAUGGAGAGACUCCUUUGCAUUUAGCUGCCGCUUACGGUCAUCACGAUCUUGUAAAGUUACUUUUGAAUCAUGGCGCUGAUUCAAAUGCAAGCGAUGAGGAAGGAAACACGCCUCUUAUUUAUGGAGCACAUGGUGAUCAUCCACAUGUUUGUUACGAACUUUUGUCUAGAGGAGCAGAUAUUACACAUCGUAAUGUACAUAAUAUAAGUGCAUACCAAGCUGCAAUAAUAAAUAAUUCAUUAACUGCCAAGGCAGUUAUUGAAAACUAUCUGUUGCAACAAGUAGUAAGUAUACCAUCUGAUAUCUUACCAUAACCUGUUAACUGAUUGUUUGAAUAUUUUUAAACAUUCUGUAAAUAAUAUCAUUAUUAUAAUGAAUAUUAUAUAUUAUUUUGUAUAUUA